Molecule: messenger RNA, 5535 nt
Organism: Monodelphis domestica (gray short-tailed opossum)
Lineage: Eukaryota; Metazoa; Chordata; Mammalia; Didelphimorphia; Didelphidae
Product: short transmembrane mitochondrial protein 1
Biological process (GO): nuclear pore organization
Cellular component (GO): respiratory chain complex; nuclear pore inner ring; nuclear pore
Molecular function (GO): structural constituent of nuclear pore
Source: RefSeq, a predicted model, not a curated record
CGUGUAUGGCUUCGUGACCCGGAAGUAUUCUUCAUCUCACUUUUCUCCGCCCUUCCGCUUCCGUCACCCCCCCUCACAAAGGAAUAGUGCUUAUUGGUUUGGCCUCUUGAUUCAGCUGCUACCGCCGCCCCUGUAACCACCAUCACCAUGUUCCAAUUUUUGCUAGGAUUUACACUCGGCAAUGUGGUUGGGAUGUAUCUGGCUCAGAACUAUGAUAUUCCGAAUUUGGCCAAAAAGCUUGAAGAGAUUAAAAAAGAUGUAGAUGCCAAGAAGAAACCUCCAAAUGCUUAAUGUCAACAGCAAGUAAUGUCAUCUGGAUGCUCUCCUAUUCUCUUCUCCAGGACUGGAUUACUUUCUUCACCCUGAGGUUGCCUUUGAGCUAAAAUACACCCAUCAUGCCAAAACUACCCUUUACUUCUCCUCUUGGACUCCUCUGACCUCUAUACAUGUGUGGGAGAUUCUGAUACUUGAAUUACAGGUGCUUGACUAGGAAAUGCUAGUUUGAUUUGUGGUCUCUCCCCAUACCUUUUAAAUUGUGGAUUUCUAGAGAUUUUCUGAAGUUGCUUUUUAUAUGGCUGAAUAGAUGGGAGUAUAUUAAUUCUCUAAUUAUGUCUACCACUCUGGGUGCUUUAUAAGCAUUUAGUAUCAAAACAGUAUUGUUCCAAAUCAAUUAAAACCAUUAUGUAGCAACUGAUUUAUGGUGACUUCCAUUUAUUUUAUGUCCUAGUACCACAGUUUUAUAAUUGUAACCAGUUAAAUAAUGAUUGAGUAUUCCCCUCCUACCCCACUCCCCACGCACCUCUUAGGUACUCAACAUUGUGUUAGAUGCUCUGGGGGGCUAAAAAAAGAAAUAUGACCUUAAAUUUGCUCUUGGGAUUACUCUCCUUGGAGUGCAUUUUCUUUUUAAAAUUUUUAAAAUUGAUUAAUUUAGAGUAUUUUUCCAGGAUUAAAAAAAUAAUGUUCUUUCUCUCCCCUCCCCCAACCCCCUCCCAUAGCCAACACACAAUUCCACUGGGUUUUACAUGUGUCAUUGGUCAAGACCUGUUUCCACGUUACUGAUAUUUGCACUGGGGUGAUCAUUUAGAGUCUACAUCCCAAAUCAUAUCCCCAUUGACCCAUGUGAUCAAGCAGCUGUUUUUCUCCUGUUUCUACUCCCACAGAUUGUGGAUAGUGUCCUUUAGAAUUGUCCUGGAUCAUUGCAUUGCUACUUGUAGAGAAGUCAUUACAUUCGAUUGUACUAUAGUGUAUCAGUCUCUGUGUACAAUGUUCUCCUGCUCCUUUCAUUCUGCAUUAAUUCCUGGAGGUUGUUCCAGUCCCCAUGGAAUUCCUCCAGUUCAUUAUUUCUUGAGCACAAUAGUAUUCCCUCAUCAACAUAUACCACAAUUGGUUCAGCCAUUCCCUAAUUGAAGGGCAUCCCCUCGUUUUCCAAUUUUUUGCAACCACAAAGAGCACAGCUAUGAAUUUUCUUGUACAAGUCUUUUUCCUUAUUUCUUUGGGGUACAAACCCAGCAGUGCUAUGACUAGAUCAAAGAGUAGACAGUCUUUUUGCACCUUUUGGGUAUAGUUCCAAAUUGCCCUCCAUAAUGGUUGGAUCAAUUCACAAGUCCACCAGCAAUGCAUUAAUGUCUCAACUUUGCCACAUCCCCUCCAACAUUCAUUACUUUCUUUUGCUAUCAUGUUAACUAAUAUGCUAGGUAUGAGGUGGUACCUCAGAGUUGUUUUGAUUUGCAUUUCUCUGAUUAUAAGAGUGGAAUGCAUGUUCCUAUAAUUAAUAUGCCUAUUUUGUCCUAUCUUUCCUCCUAAAUGUCAUCAUUCUCAUUUUAAGGAGAUUUAACUAUUUGUGAUAUAUGAAAGGUUGUAUAUAAAGGAAAUAUUUGUUACACCAUACUUUUAUAUUUAUUUUAAUUAUUUCAAAGAUAUGUCGUCUGAAAAAAGAUUUUGACUUAGCCCAUGUAAUUUUUGUUUUACAAAUUCCAUAUUUACUUUAAGGAGCAUUUCAUCAUUCUGUGAAUUUAAUUCUCUUUGAUGACCUCCACUGCUGGGCAGAUGAAAUACCAAUCCACACAUUAAUUUAAAAGCAUAUAUUUUAAGAUAUGCCAAAAUCAAAUAUUAUUUUAUUAGGUGUUCUGCUUUAGUGAGACUUGUGGAUUAAAAAAAAUUUUUUUUAUCAACCUCCCUGGUGGUGUCAUCUAGGUUAUUUAACAGAACUUAAAAACAGAAAGAAAUAAUUUUUCAUGCUUUUCUAAAUACUCAGCAUAGCAGUAUAUUAUGUGAUUAUGAAAUAAAGAAUUUAACCAACCCACCUUCAAUCUCCCAGAACUUAGAUAUAUAAAGCUGUAGACUUCCAUUAUCAUAUCCCUUGGGAAACCACAAACAUGUCUAAAUGAUGUUUGCAUUGUAUAGUUCCCCUGUAGUAAGGAACCUGGUAUGGUGGGAGCAGUGCUGGAUUUGAUACCUGGAGACCAGGGCUACAAACAUGUGCCUUUUUAAUGCUUGUGUGACCUGGCUCAAGGAAUAUCACCUUUCUAGGCCUCUGUUUCUCUUUAUAAUGAAAGUAUUGAAGGGAAGGAUCUCUAAAAGCCCUUCUAAUUCUAAAAUCUCUUCAGUUAUGUUCCAUCAACAUUACUUUUGGACCUAAUUUCUAAACCUCAUAAUAAAAUUUUACUCUUUUUUUGGGGGGGGGCGUGGCAUUGCAGGGAGAGAGCAAGAGAAGAGAGGAGCACAAUGGUUUUGACCAGCUGGGGCUAUUUUGGAUUUGAGGCUAGACCUAUUGAUUUCUUUGCUGGUCUACAAAUGCAGGUCACCUGCUUUACAACUUAUUUUGUUUAGAGUUGGGCAGUGAGAAGUUCAAAUCUCUUAGCCAUUAUAUAGCAGAGAUGGGACUGAAAGCAAGGUCUUUCUGACUUGAAGGCUUUCUGUUUCAUACUAAGGCUUACUGCUUUUGACCAGCUAGUCUAACCCACCUGGUUAGAACCACUUGGUUCUGAAUGAUUUUUAGCUGUUUUCAAACAUCAGAUCUCUUCUUAAAGGACUACUUAAUAUUAAAGAAGAUCUCUCCAAGUUCUAUAUUUCAUUAGUAAAGACCUAUGUAGAAUGCAUAAAGAGAUUUGCUAGUAACAUGAAUUUUUUGGGGGUGAUGUGAGAUGGGCAAAAGUCUGAGGAUAAUUUAUUUCUCUGUCUUGUACUAACUAUAAUGCCAGAGAAUACUAAUAGCUAAACCAGGACUUGGUCUGUUAAUCUUGGAUCUUCACUAGAUCUACAAAAGAGCAUGAUGUAAAUGGAGUGACCAUUGGAUGUGGAUUCUGAAGAUGAAGGUAUGGAUUCUCCUUUAGUUCUUUAGUUAUGAUUUUUGGUGUGACUUUGAAUCAGUUCCCACAUCUAUAAAAUGGGGGUAAUAUUUCUACCACCUACCAUAUAAGGAUCUUGAGAAGCUCAAAUGAGAUAUAUACAUAGUACACUUUUCUAAACUUUAUGUAGAAUGUAAUUUUACAAAAGUACUCACUGUACUUUUUACAUUAUGAAUAAAUAGAAAAAGUGUUCUGCCAAAAAAGGGAAGGUCUGAUAUUUCAUUGGCUGAAAUUAUUAAUGCCUUUUGCUGCUUCUGAUUUGGUGUUUUAUGCUGCUGUAAACUUUGGUUCUCUGCUGCUUAAGCUAAAGGAACAGUUUUACUACCCCAUUUCAUUUUUCCACCUAAUUUACUCCCCUUCAAUUUCCAUUUGUGUAAAUGUAGGUAAAAUAGAAGACAUCCAUACAUGAGUAUUUUUAAAUAUGUUCAGAGUAUAUAUACAUAUAUUUAUAGCACAUAAUGUUUUCAUUUCCACUCACCCUUUGGAUAUUAUUUCAAUGUUUGUAUUUUCCCUAUGGUCUGCACCUUUUUCAGUGUGCUCUGAUUAGCCUCUGUAAAAGGAACAUUACUAUAAUGGAGGAAAAGAGCUUUCUCUUAUAUUUCCUCUACUAUAAUUUGCAUAUAGCAUUUUUUCAUUUUUGCUUUCUUUGAUUAUAUUCAUAGUUGAAAGAUUGAUAAAUUACAUGAAUAAAAAGUGAACCAUGAUUUAUUUGUCAUAAAUUUCAAUGUAAGAUUCUAAUCCAUUUCCAUCAAGAGAAAAAGCAACCUCUAUGAGUAAAUAAUACAAUUUAAAAUAAUUAUAUGCUUUUCGUUAAUUACCAAAAAUUAUUUAGCAUUUCCUGGUUAAUUUGUUUUUCAAAGUCUAUUUUUAUCAAGCAUUUCUUGUCACAUCUCCUCAUUGAAUAAUAAUUAAAAAAUUAAAACUCAUAACAAAUAUAUGGUCUACCCUAUGCCCAAAGGGCUAUAAAACAGUACACACCUUUUGACCCAGCAAUAUUAUUACUAGGUUUGUAUCCCAAAGAGAUUUUAAAAAAGGGGAGAAUCUUAUAGGUACAAAAACAUUUAAAGCAGUUCUUUUUAAGGGGGCAAAGAUUUGGAAAGUGAGGGGAUACCUAUCAAUUGGAGUAUGGCUAAGUAAGUUAUAGUAUAUGAUUGUAAUAGAAACUGAAGCAAAGUAAAAUAAGCAGAAUCAGGAGAACAUUAUAUAGUGACAAGAAUACUGUAUAAUGAACAACUGAAUAACAGCAAUACAGUGAUCCAAAACUAUCCCAGAGGACUCAUGAUAAAUGCCAUUUCCAGAGAAAAAGAACUGAGUCUGUAUCCAGACCAAGGUUUCUUUACUUUCUUAAUUUUUUUUCUAUUUGCAUGGAAAAAUGUUUUCCAUGAUUGCAUAUGUAAAAUAUAUAUGAGAUUUCUUACCAUCUCAAAGCUGUGGGAAGGAAAAGAGGGAGAGAAUUGAAGAUUCAAUAUUCUUGGAAAAAUGUUGGAAACUUUUACAUGUAAUUGGGGAAAAAUAAAAAUGUUGGAAACUUUUUACAUGUGAUUGGGGAAAAAUAAAAGUAAAAAGUAAAAAACGAAUAUACAGUCUAUCACAACAAAUUUGUACUUGUAACCAUAUCUAAAAAUGUAUGUCUCAUUGUGUAUUUUGAGUUCAUCAUCUUUAUGGCGGGAGUGAAUGACUUCCCAAGUGGAUGAUACCAAGUUAAAAUGUAUUUGGGAAAUGUUUAGCAAAAGUACUAAAUACAACAUAGGUAAUGUUAGUGUGGAGUUUUCUAAGUUAAUAUGUGACCCACAGUUAUGAGGAUAUAUAAAGGACAAGUCAGGCCCACUGAGGAAAGCAGCCAUGCUUGUCUGAGAUUGCUGGCAAGGUCCCAUUCUCACACAAAGGCGUUACUGCUCUCAGCCAAAGGUUAUCAUUAAACCCACUCUGAAGAGCAAAGAAAUCUUUGUAAUAUCAUGACUGAAAGUACCAAACCUGCCUUUUCCUAAGUACAUAGAAUAGAUUAGUUAUCACUCUUUCUCAAUUUGCUUAUGUCUGUAAUAGUGACUAUGGUAACAUUCUUGUGUGAAGCCAUUUUCAUAAACAUUAUCCUGUGGGAAAGUAACACCCCCCAAGAAUGUUGUAAUGCUUGGUACACUACUCUAUAAAAGUCUUUCUCUUUGUCAUAAUAAACAGUUUGUGGACGUCA